AUGACCUCGUCUACAGAUAACAGGAAAACCAUGGCAGAUGCCUUCAAGGCUGAAGGGAAUGCGUUAUAUACGAAGGGUGACUACAAAGCUGCAUACGAUAAAUACACCGAGGCAAUCAAAUCCGACGAGACAAACGCGGUGCUGUUCUCGAAUCAGGCGGCUUGCAGCCUUGCUAUGAAAGAGUACCUAAACGCAGCUUCCGAUGCAAUCCAGGCCAUCCGCAAAGACCCCAAUUUUUCCAAGGGAUGGGCUCGCCUAGGAAUGGGGCGGCAUGAACUGGGCCACUUCGACGGGAGUAUUCACGCAUGGAAGAAAGCAUUGGAAUGUCUCCCGCAGGAAAAUCUUUCCGAAGUCGAGCGCAGACUAAGACAGCAGUAUGAAGCAGGAUUGAAGGCAGCCAGCGACGCGAAAGCACGACCGCGACAGCCGAAGGUGAAUGUCGGAGAUCUCACAGUCGACGACGUGGCGCAAGGAAUACUGCCUAUUUCACGUGCGCUCGCCUUGUUAAACAAGCUACCUGCCGGUAAGCAGUACAAUAGCAGCGCAUGGGUCAUCGUUCACGCACACCGAGCAAUCACGUUGCUCAGUGAUGGAAUCCUCCGGGAUGUGCGUGCGUCUACCUUGGAUGGACCAAUAUUGCUCGAAAUGUUCCAUACACAAGUUGCGUUGGAGAACAGCGUUUAUAAUGCAUGGGCACACGACGCACCCGACGUCGUUAUUGAAAAAGCAUCCAAGCGAUUGGAGUUACACGGCUGGGAUGCUGUAAUGCCGGCAUUGUCGUUGACCGUUAGGUGGAUCUAUAAUGUCCUUGAGUUGAAAGCGGCGACAUUUACGGUAUUCUUAAACAGGUUCUGGAUUCUGAAGGGACACCUCGCCCGCAACUCCGAACCUGACCAGUCGGCGGCCAUGCAAUAUUACGACGGUGCAGUAAGUGUGCUGGACUGGGGUUCCAAGACACGGGAUGCCCCGAAAGGCCCAGGUUCCAUAUUCAACAAGGCUUUUAUGAGAGGUGUAGUGCGCCUCCGGAUAGAAAGCUACCGCAUGGCAUACAAGUAUUUUGACAAAGACAGAUAUAUCAUGCUGCUUGAUGUCAUCAUGACUCUAGCUAAAAAUUUGAUUGAGGAAAUUGAAGCCAAUCCGCUAACAGAAGCUGAAGAGAGCCAGAUUCAUACGGGAUUCGCCCUUUCUUUCUGGCACUAUCCUAGAGCCUCUGCAUAUGCGACGCGGGGUCUUUGCUUUUUGGAGCUGGGCUUGGCAGCAAGACGUCAUGGUCAAGACAGAGUAGCAACCAAGUCAUUCGCAGAUGCUGCAGAAAUGUAUAUGACAGCUGCUGACUGUCUGCCAGAAGACGAGGAAUUGCAUGCUUACUUCCUGAAAAUCGCUUUCGAGACUUACUGGUUCCGUGGCCUGCCGCUGAGAGAAACAUUGGCGCUGUGUUCCAAGAUCAACAGGUCGCUCCCCAAGGUCGCAGAGAUAUGGGAGUACAGUCAAUUCUCAAGUCGGUGGAGCGAACAUGUCGAUGAGCUGAAGCGUUUCGAGAGUGAAGCGCUCGACGGCCUGUUGGAGGGCAGAUACACAAUGGAAACGCUAGCUUACUUUCAUCGUGCGCCAGAAACGCCAUCUCAGCUCUCGGAAGAUGGGGCAAUGCCGGUGUUUGUUAUGCUGCGAUCGCGACAUGAAAUGCCAUCUCCCACGUGGAUGGUGGCGUCAUCUUCGGGAUCACAUCCUUGGAUAUUCAUCUCGGUGUAUGACUGCCAUCACAAUGCUCCGAGCGAUGAUGUAGAAAUCGCUCUAUCUUACGCCCAAUGCGGCGGGAUGAUCCUAGCUAUUCUCAUUGGUAUCUGCAAUACCGUCCGGGCCCGUGUGACCCCUGGAAAUGAAAAGAAGGUGUACCCGAGUCAGGAAGAAGUCGAUGUCCUCGCGGACGGCACUUGCAUUGUCCAUCCGCAACGUGCCACUCGGCCUCUGAAGCCACGAAGACUGACGUCUCCGCCGCACGAAGGUGGAGAGACUGCGGGUAGAGUCACAGAAACAAGGGAGCAUUCGUAUGCGCUUAGCGUUGCGGAUCAGAGGUCGUCCGCGGAGGCAAUAGAGAUCAAGGCUCGGCUCGUCGCGCCUCCGGAUAUGUUUGACGCCUCCCAGCCUAUAAAGACGGAGUCACCGCCUCUCCAUCUUAUAAAGACAGAGUCACCGCCUCCGUCUACCUCGCUCUGGAAUAUCGUCAAGCAGUACGGUUCGUACAGCGACUGCUUCCAGUCUUUGGACUGGUCACAUAGCGGUACUAUAGAUGGUAGACAAGACGCGUCAUGCUUCAUUUUUCCGUGUCAGGAGGCAACCGCGUCUCCCAUCGACCGGUGUUUCUCCCGUUCCAGCUUCAGCACGAGUUCGUCCGAAUCCGACUGUUUCUCAACUCCGGAGCCAGGGACGAGCACCUUCGCAAGUGCCGCAGCUGCGGGCCCAUAUCAAGCUGCCGUCCCUGAUAUUGCAAUGUUUGACAGUUCAUCAGCUGCACCAUUCGAUGCCUACAGCAACCUUGAUUUUGGCGGCGCCAUUGACGUUACUGCCGUUUUACCUUCGGACUGCUCAGAUCUGUCAGUGCCACAGAUACAGAUGCCUGGGGUAACGUUCCCGUGGAACCCUUCCCAUAACAUGUCUGGCGCGCACGACUACUCCCAACUCUCGCAUCCAGAUCUAGCUCUCCAUCAACUCCUGUCACAGUUUGUAGCAUCAGGCCCUGACGGCAGCGCCUUCACAUCUUCGUAUUCUAUCCCUCCGCAGCUCCUGCCUGACACGACAUCCGAGUCGUCUAGUUUCAUCACACUUUCGCACGAUCUGCCGCACGCCACGGUCAUCGCACAGAUACCUAUUCACCAGCCUCGGCCACGUAAACACGAGAUUCUGGCCCGAAGGGACAAGGAGCGGCUGGAGAAACUGGCCGCGAUGACUAUCGACUCAUUACCUCCGACUUGCGACUUCCUGGUGGCUCAGGAGCCCGAGAACCCCGACGGCAUGCAAGGAAUUGACCUGCAUGAUGACAAUGUAUCCGCGCACCGUCUCGACUCAACGCCAUCAAAUGUCGUGGGACCUAGUAUAUGUCUCGGAUCGGGUGGCACGCUCAGCCCCUCUGCGCUGCUCCUGCAGUCUGUCUCUGACUCUGUCAUGCACGGCCCAUUACCUCACGCCGCGGAUGCGAGCUCGGCCAUCGAGGCCGCGUGCAAUUGGCAACUUGAGGAGCUCUUUCCGCCGAGUGGACUGGUCGUGGCUUGGUCCGGUAACGCAUUCCUCAUGAACUUUAAGCAUGAUCGCACAUACUACGUGUCAUUCCCUCAUACCGUUUCGUCGGCAGCACUAUCAUUAUUGUUCAUAGCAAUUCCUCUCGUACGCAGCGUCCCGCACUGCUUCAGUCCCUCGCGAUUACCGGCUCCGGCGAACUUGCAUUCGGCGCUGGAUCCUAAGCGCUUAGCAGUGACGCCACGCACCAACGCCAGCAGGCCCUUACCGAGAGGUCCACACGUCCAGACUUUCAUCUCCUUGCCAGCCCUUGGCUUCCUCGCACAACAUACAGCGACUGGACGAGGUAUUAGUCGCCGACUUAUGUCGAUCAAGGCCUUGUUCUAUGCAUAUAUCCUCGGCGGCAUCACAUUCCUCCCUCUGGUCAUCAUAGGAGCCAUCUUCUAUACUGUCUACACCUCGGUCCCUAUCCCCGAUACAGACAAUGAUGACAAGAAGCUAGAGGUAGCCGAGCCUGUCGAUCUGCCUUCGACGACGUCUGCACCGUCCCUUUCUGAUGUGAACGACCUGCCGAAGGUGCGCAAAGGCUGGCUUACAGUCCGCCGAACGUUCAAGGAGCAACCCUCGGAGGCGUCCUACGUAGGCAUGGUGCGGGGAUUCCUUGAUGCGCGCUCCAAGGACGCGAAGCGUUCGCGGCCUAAGGACCUGUGGUACGUGGUGCUCAAGGGCAAGGUGUUGUAUCUGUAUGAGGACGAGAGUAUGACGGAGUGCGAGGCAGCCAUCGAGCUUGGCGGCCACGACGUCGUCAUAUUCCCCGAGGGCCUUGCGGACGGCGAGCUGUUCUCCAAGCGCAAUGCGAUCUGCAUGAAGCCGCGGGUUGCGCCCCACUCUAAGGAGCUGCCCAGCGUCACGAGGGAGAUGGUCAUGGAGUCUGAGAACGUGGACGAGAAGGUCGAGGAGAUGGGCGGCGGCCCGAAGGAGAAGCAGCGGGAACGCGAGAGGCUGGUGGAAGUGGAGAAGCAGCGCGAGGAGGCUCGGGACCAGGCCCUCGACAUCGCGACUCCGUGGUUCAUAUUCGUCAAGUCGGUGGUGGAGAUGGAGGACUGGCACCACGCCCUCGUUCACGCGUCAGACCAUCCCGCAAAUGCACCGACACUUGCUCCUCUGGAGCCUGUCUUCUGGCCGGCAGACAUGAACCGUUUAGUAGAGACCCUGGACGAGCAACCGGACAUCAUUCCCAUGCGAUGGCUCAAUGCUCUCAUCGGCCGACUCUUCUUCAGCUAUUAUCGUACACAGACUUUGGAGUCGUACAUCAUUGGCCGCCUAAUGAAGAAGAUCUCAAAGGUGAAGAGGCCAGGCUUCCUUUCAGACGUUGUCGUCCGAGAGGUGUCUGUCGGUAACAAAGCACCUACAUUCAGCAAGCCCAUGCUGAAGGAGCUCACAAAGGAGGGAGACGCGUCUCUCGAGCUCCAACUGCAUUACAAGGGCGAGGUGCGGAUCACCGUUGAAGCUACUGCAACAAUCAACCUCGGGGCGCGGUUCAAAACGUAUACUGUCAAGCUGGUACUGGCGCUUGUCAUCAGAGAGAUUGAGGGCAACUUGCUGGUCAAAGUGAAGCGUCCGCCUAGCAGUCGCAUUUGGUAUGCAUUCACGCAAAUGCCGAGGAUUGUCAUGGACGUCGAGCCGGUGAUUCAAGAGUCGGUUGUCAUGCCGAACAUGGAUGAUAUAUCUUUCUUCGAGAGCUCUAGGUACCAACACCGCGGAGGUAUUUGGGCUGACGCCUCUCGCCGUGAAACGUCGCCCCCAUAUUCACCCGAAGAUACUUCUCAAGAUGACUCUCGUUCCACCGCUUCUGCACCUGCUUCCGAGUUACUCAGGCCUACAGAUCCGGAGCAUCCUCCCAUACAACGCUCGCACUCCGCUGAAGAAGCUGCCCUGGAAAACAAGAUAUCCUCCGAGCCUCAGAUCUUGUUGACUGAUCCGCGCCGCACCUCGCCCAGCGUGCCGUCCACACCAGACACAGGCAGCAAGCGCAGGAGCUGGUUCGGGGCCCCUCGUGACGAUGAGCCAAGCACACCCAAUUCGCUUCACCCCCAUCAGGAUGAAAACGACGAAUCUGAACAGCGAGACAACUCGGCGAUCAUCCUCGCAGCACUCGCAGGCGUCCUCGUCCCGCGAAACCUCGGCACCACUCUCCUCGGACGACGAAUCUUCCGGGACAGGGGCCGAAUCAAGCUCUGCGUCUUCCUCAUGGCGGCCCAAGACCAUCGCGGCGAGGUGAUGUCCAUGGGGUACGCGCCCCCGCUCCCGCCUGCGUCCGCGGAACAGAAGAAGCCGGCAAUCCAGAGUGUGUACCGCUUGUGGAAGAACCCCAGCACUUCUGGGUCUCAGCCCCGCGUCGCAGGUGCACUACCCGAGACGCAGGUCGGCUUCGCGGGACGCGAUGAGGACGCGGCAGGCGAUGCGCAGUCCGAGAUGCUCGCCCCGCGGCCGGUGCCCCCGCCGCUGCCUCCCCGCUCAAAUUCCGCGGUCGCGCUGCAGGGAAGGCAGGACGCAGCAGGCGGCGGUGCGUCGUCGGCGUCUGCGGUCCUCCAGUCGAUCGUGUCGAAGGACAGGACCAGGCGUGAGUCGCUUGAGCCGGCAGGCGAGGAGGGUGCGAACAGCACGAGUUCCGCGUCGACGUCUGUACCUGCAGGGGCGCCCCCUCCUCUGCCAGCGAGAUCGGCGGCGGCGACUGUGAAACCACCUGCGCUGCCGCCGAGGAGACCGUCAGGCCUGACGGCUGCUCCUGCUCCUGCUACUGUGUAG
Postia placenta MAD-698-R-SB12 is the source of this 6039-nucleotide messenger RNA. RefSeq lists its product as hypothetical. Lineage: Eukaryota; Fungi; Basidiomycota; Agaricomycetes; Polyporales; Adustoporiaceae. The transcript is spliced from 25 exons. Gene Ontology annotation, biological process: phospholipid transport. The record is from RefSeq and is a predicted model, not a curated record. Gene Ontology annotation, cellular component: endoplasmic reticulum; ERMES complex. The coding region runs from base 1 to 6039 and encodes 2012 amino acids. Gene Ontology annotation, molecular function: protein binding; lipid binding.